Messenger RNA from Caenorhabditis elegans, 2091 nucleotides. RefSeq names its product JmjC domain-containing protein (gene F52H2.1). The transcript has 6 exons. NCBI's taxonomy places the organism in Eukaryota, Metazoa, Nematoda, Chromadorea, Rhabditida, Rhabditidae. The record is from RefSeq and is marked reviewed. Bases 1 to 1761 code for a protein of 586 amino acids.
AUGGAAAGUGAGCCAUCACCUCAAAGCGAGAUAGAUGCUCAACACCAGGCCAAUUUGGCACUGCUUCAAGCACUGGACCCGGUGGCUUUCAAAAAGUUUGACUUUGAAUGCGACACCAUCCUACAGAGACUACCCACUGGGAUGAAGCCAGAAGACACUAUCGAAUCUCACAAGGAAAGAUGUGUAGAGGAAAUGACUGAGACUCAUCAGUUUGAAACGAUGGAACUGGCGAAUAAGUUCAUAAAACACCGCUUCGCCGAUUUUCGUUUGGAAGAAGAAAACGCAGAACACAAACUCUACAUCUGCCCACAUGGACAACAUGAGCAAUGUGUCGGGUAUGCAAAGCUAUUCCUCAAUCUUGGUGUUAACAUCGUUCGUGUUUGUUUUGGGCACUACGGGCAUGAGUCAACGAUAGGGCAGUACCGGUUCACUGGAAUUCAAUUCGCCACUAUUCGAUUAUUCAGCGACUUUUACUGGAAAAAAGUGAUUGGACCUGAAUGGAAUGUGCACAACAUUGUGUACUGUUUCAAGCAUUGGUAUGAUGAUUCACAUGCUCUUCACUAUUUAAGUAUAUAUGACCUGAGAGCAAUCGCUCUAGAAUUAGGCAAACCUGAUGCAGUUCGUGUUCAACUUCCGAAUGGAGUAUACCAUGCCGUUCGCAUGACAACUGUGGAAGACUUGAACCAAUUCACGCAUAGGACACCAUCGAAUCAAUUUCAACCGUGCCAUGCAGAUGUUAACGAGCUUUCACUUGGUGCUUCAAGUCAGAAAGAGGAAGGCACCUCGGGGCCACCCCAAGUCCUAGAUGAGGAUGGGGAGCCAUUCACCCCGACCCCGGAAAAUGUGCGGCACGAAAUUUCAGAGAGCCAAGAUGCACCGGGAAAUGUUACACAUGAUUGGUUUUCAGAAGGAGCCAAUUCUCAGCAGGUCACAACGAUGUGGGUUAAUAUUCACAAUCAUGCAACUGAGCUGAAAAACAUUGCUUUCCUGAAGAUGUUAACUCCGAACUGCACAGAAGAAGUGUUCAAUGAUGCUCAGCAAAUAUUUGAAAUGCUCAAUCAAGCAGCCGAGAUUGCACAUAAAAUGAAUGAGAAAAUAAGAGAAGCAAACGGCGACAUGUCUAGAAUGCCGGUCUUAGAACCGCCGCCAACGUUUUCAAUAUGUCUAGAUGAUCCAGUGUUCCGGGAACUUUAUCCACUUCAUCUUCAAAAUUAUGUGUACCCAGUGCAACAGUUGGUCAACGAAGAGGAUGAUUGUGCUCCAAAUCCACUUGUAGCUCCCAAUGGAAGUACUGUUCGACCAGUUGGAGAUUUAUUUUCACAACCUCCGGUGCCGAGUUUCUUGCAGCAGCUCUGGUUGAAUGCUAAUCCUGAAUCAGGACCGACGGCUGCUGAAAUUGCGGAGCAAGAUUUUGAGAAUUAUGAAAAGGCUAGAAAAAGUGGUGGCAACAUUUGGGCAAUGCCACUUCCAAGACGAACAUUCAUUCCCUCAAGGCUUCGUUAUGCAACUGGAAUUGAUUUGAACCGGAAACUUCAAGAAAUGCGAGAACGAGAACACCAGGCAAUCGCUGAAGAAAUUCGAAAGUUAACGCUAUCCGAGUUUCGAUUGAAUAAUGUGGAAGUGCCUCAAGAAGAAGAGGAACCUCCCGCGGAUCCGAAAACAGAAUCCAAAAAUAAGAAAAAGAAAAAUGCUAAAAGGAAUAAGAAAAAUAAAGCUAAAGAACUACAAAAAGAGCAACCCCUCCGACACCGUGAUCCAUAAAUGUUUAUUAUUGUUUUUUUUUGUUUGAAAUCUUGCCAUUUUGCCCAUUGUUGCUCUUUCUCUCUCUCUCUCUCUCUCUCUCUCUCUCUCUCUCUCUCUCUCUCUCUCUCUCUUUCUCUCUCUGUCAAAAUAAUUCCAGAAUUUAAAUUUUAGAAUUCCGUCCAACCAAAUCAAAGUUCAAUGAUUACCUUUCAUCACUGCACAUCCUUUUUACAUAUUAUUGUCAUGUUUUCCCAGUUUUCAGUUUCCAACUUCCAAUCAAAUUUCCCCGUCCUUAAGAAUUCUAUGUCAUUGAAAUAUUUCAGUUUUCUGUUAUACCAAACUAUAAAA